Molecule: messenger RNA, 7233 nt
Organism: Syngnathus typhle (broad-nosed pipefish)
Lineage: Eukaryota; Metazoa; Chordata; Actinopteri; Syngnathiformes; Syngnathidae
Gene: sipa1l1
Product: signal-induced proliferation-associated 1 like 1
Exons: 23
Coding region: 434-5929 (1831 amino acids)
Biological process (GO): regulation of small GTPase mediated signal transduction; activation of GTPase activity
Cellular component (GO): cytoplasm
Molecular function (GO): protein binding; GTPase activator activity
Source: RefSeq, a predicted model, not a curated record
GCAACUUUGGAUGAACUUCUGAUUUGAACACAGCAGAAGCGGCAGGCGGAGUGAACGGGCAGCAGACUCUCUAAACGGAUUUUUUUUUCACUCGACGUCCUUUAUGUGCAUUUAUUUUCUUCAAUGAACAAAAGCGACCGAUUGGUGAGGGGGUGAAUUUUGGUCAUUUCCUCCCACGCGAACGAAAGGAAAAGGUUGCAGUGCAAAGGUGCAGUGAAUGAAAAGGUGGUGGAAGCAGAAAACCAAAACAGGAAAGUGGCGUGCCACGCUUGUCAGUGCUCACUGCAACUUGAUGUUUCCCUUUGUUCAGCGGAACGGAGACGUGAGGACCAAAUGUGUUUUCAAGCGUCAUCACUUCUGUCCAUGGACAUUAUGUUAAAGCCAAACUAAAUUCAGCAAGACCCCCACUCUACCCCUGAACCCUAACGUCAUCAUGACCAGCCUGAAGCGUUCCCAGACAGAGCGUUCCGUCGGGGGCUCAGUGCCAGCUACUGAUGAGUUUUACACUCGCCGACUGCGUCUGCCCAAUGGAGGGGCGCCACCGCCUCGCAGUGAGAGUGCACACAUUUCUUCCUCCUCCACCACUGGCACCAACCCCGGAGUCCCGAAGAUGGGGGUUCGGGCUCGAGUGGCUGACUGGCCCCCGAGAAAAGAUGGAGGAGGAGGAGGUGUUUGGCAUAUCACAGUGGAAACGGACUCACCCAGCUCCACCACCACCAGCUCCUCUGGAUCAGGAAGUGGAGAUCGAGAACGACUUGUGGGAAGCGGCGGUGGAGGAGGGGGCGGCGUCUCGGCCGUCGCGGCCCACAGUAAUUUAUCAGCCAAGCUGGGACAUCUCAUCAGCCCUCAAGACUCGUCCAUGCUCCGCAACAUCCAGAACACGCUGAAGAACAAGAUGCAGAUGAAGGGGAAGGAUAACCGCUUUUUGUCACCCGACGGUUAUCUCGGCUCGCCCCGUAAGGGGAUGAGGCGAAUCCGUCAGCGGAGUAACAGCGAUAUAACGAUAAGCGAACUGGACGUGGACGGUAACGAGGGCUGGUCUUUCUCCGGGUGGACUCCCAUGCACCGAGAGUACGGCAGCACCUCGUCCAUAGAUAAACACGGGGUCUCAGGGGAGAGUUUUUUCGACAUGCUCAAAGGAUAUCAGUCGUCCGAGGCCCCCGAUCAACGGAGUCCCGCACCGGAAAGGUUAACCGAGCUGCUCACCGUCGCACCUGUGAAACAGAGCGCCCUGGAUUUGCCCGAUGGCUCCUUGGGUCCAGCCAGAGGUAGUCCCGCCAGUCGUCUUAAAGAACGAGAGAAGCACUUGAAAAGGAGGUCCAAGUCGGAGACGGGCGGCGAGUCGAUAUUCCGCAAAUUGCGUAGUGUGAAGGUCGAGGGUGACACUUCAAGAGCUGGCUCGGACGCUGAGGAUGGAGUUAAAGGGGAUGAGAGUUUACCCCCUCCCAAACCUUGGCUGUGUCAAAAAGGCUUCGCUCAUUUUGACGUCAACUCGUUACUCUUUGACCUCAAUGAGGUCAUCCAAAGCCGGCAGUCGGGAGCCAAACGCAAGAACACCACGACGGGGGCAUCGGCCGCCGCCGCCGCUUCUGCUUCGGCGACAUCAUCGCUCUCUUCCAGUCAGAGCGUCGUCUACGCUUCACCCUGCGGCUCACAAGAAGAAUUGAGCAAGGAUGGGGUAGGAGGACACGGGACCAAUCCGGCCUUGGACCCGGGUGACGACAAGAGCAACGACCUCGUGCUCAGCUGCCCGUGUUUUCGGAACGAGAUUGGUGGAGAGUGCGAGAGGAACAUCACUCCUGCUAAACAACAAGGCAGCAUCGGCAGCGGUGGAAGCUCAAGCAAUUCUGCCGGCAGUCCAGAAGAAGGUCCGUUGGAAGCUGCCCUCACGAGCCAUUUUACAAACGCCGGUGUCGCCGUCCUGGAAGCCAUGAAAGACGGCGUGAGUCAACAUGCUGACCGCUCCAAAAGAUAUAUCGUGGAACACGUCGACCUCGGAGCCUAUUACUAUCGAAAGUACUUCUACCUCCGAGAACACUGGAACUACUUAGGGGUGGACGAGAACUUAGGCCCGGUGGCUGUGAGUCUCAGGAGGGAGAAGCUGGAGGAACAUAAGGAGCAUGGGCAGCAGUACAACUACCGGGUCAUUUUUCGAACGAGCGAGUUAAACACCCUGCGAGGCUCCAUCAUCGAAGAUGCAGUGCCUUCUACAUCGAAACACGGCUUAGCAAGAGGCCUGCCCCUCAAAGAAGUGUUGGAGUACCUGGUGCCCGAGCUGAACGUUCACUGCCUGCGCCUGGCACUCAACACGCCCAAGGUCACCGAGCAGCUCAUGAAGCUGGACGAGCAAGGGCUGAGUUUCCAGCGCAAAGUGGGAGUGAUGUACUGCAUGUCAGGCCAGAGCAGCGAGGAAGAAAUGUACAACAAUGAAUCAGCCGGACCAGCGCUGGAGGAGUUUCUUUAUCUUCUCGGGGAGAGGGUUCGACUCAAAGGCUUUUCAAAGUACCGGGCCCAGUUGGACGCUAAAACUGACUCGACUGGCACGCACUCCUUGUAUACGACUCACAAGGAUUAUGAAAUCAUGUUCCACGUGUCCACCAUGCUUCCUUAUACGCCCAACAAUAAACAGCAACUCCUACGGAAGCGCCACAUUGGAAAUGACAUCGUCACCAUUGUAUUCCAAGAACCCGGAGCGCUCCCCUUCACCCCCAAAAACAUUCGCUCACACUUCCAACAUGUCUUUGUGGUGGUCCGGGCACACAACCCUUGUUCGGACAAUACGGCUUACAGUGUGGCCGUGACCCGUUCUAAAGACAUGCCUUCGUUCGGACCUCCUAUCCCAGAGGGCGUGACUUUCCCCAAGUCCUCUGUGUUCCGGGACUUCCUACUCGCCAAGGUCAUCAAUGCCGAGAACGCCGCCCACAAGUCUCACAAGUUCCGCGCCAUGGCCACACGAACCCGCCAGGAGUACCUGCGUGACCUGGCCGAGCGGCACACCACCAGCACGCCCAUUGACCCGUCCGGAAAGUUCCCCUUCAUCUCACUGGCCCACAAAAAGAAGGAGAAAAGCCGGCCGUACACGGGAGCCGAGUUGCGCAGUCUCGGGGCGAUCACCUGGCUGGUCCACGCCGAAGAUCCCGGGACCGGAGGGGAGAUCGAUGCCCUUCUUGCCAUUUCUAACGAUUUCCUCAUCCUGUUGGAUCAAGACGCAAAAGCCGUGGUUUUCAACUGCGCCACCAAAGACGUGAUCGGCUGGACGCUGAGCAGCCCGGCAUCUCUCCGCGUUUUCUACGAGCGGGGAGAAAGCGUGUCGCUGAGGAGCAUCAGUAAUAACACGGAGGAUUUCAAAGAGGUGAUCAAACGCCUGGAGUUCCUGACAAAAGGCUGCGAGACUUCUGAAAUGACACUCCGUCGAAACGGCCUUGGACAGCUCGGCUUCCAUGUAAAUUACGAAGGCAUCGUCGCUGAGGUGGAGCCGUACGGCUACGCGUGGCAGGCGGGCCUGCGCCAAGGAAGUCGCUUGGUGGAAAUCUGUAAAGUUUCCGUGGCCACGCUGACUCACGAGCAAAUGAUCGACUUGCUGCGCACCUCGGUGACCGUGCGGGUUUCCAUCAUCCCGCCGCAUGAUGAUGCCACACCCCGCAGGGGCUGUUCCGAGCUCUACCGCAUGCCAAUGGGCGACUACAAGAGCAGCAGUAAUGAUAGCGGCUCCUUUGAAUACAAGUUCCCCUUCCGCAGCAACAACAACAAGUGGCAGAGGACAUCCAGUAGCCCCCAGCAGUCCUUGACUGCUUCACCACAGCCUCACACGCCCAACAGGGCCAUCAGCCUGGGUAGUUCAGUGGGGAAGACCUUGUCAGCCGAGAGGCUGGAGAGGGGCGCAGUCAUCCCCCGAAGUGUCAGCAGUGAUGGCCGCCCACUGGAGACCAAGAGGAUAUCUCCCGGCGGCGAGAGCUACAGCCUGGCCUCCUCUCUGGCUCUGGGUCGCUCGCCUCAUAAUCGCAGCUCUCCCAGUAACCUGUCGUGUUCUAGCGACGCCUCCGGCAGCUCAGCCCACUGGAGACAGAAGUCCAUGCCUGAGCAGUUCGCAGGGAGUCGCCACUCCCCAAUGUCCAAUGAGAGACAAGUUGUUGGCGAGAGCGGGUCAAGUGGAAAGUCCGCCCCUAAUUGGUCCCGAAUGGAGGAUGGAGUUGGUGAGCGAGGGUCAACAGAGGCACCUGUCUCUAAAUCUGGGCAAGGUUACUCCGGAGGACCGCGCAUUCAACGACAGGAGCAGGUCAUUCACCUGUCUCCGAAGAAAGGCAGUCAGUCGGACGGUCCUUACUCUGGCCACUCCAGCAGUAAUACGCUUUCAAGCACGGCUUCCAGUGGGGGCCACAGCGACAGCGAUAAAUGGUACGAAAUGGGGGCUGGCGGAGCCUCCAGCGGGGAGCAAGGCGAGCCAGAGCCCAACGGCCUCGGAGGCGGCGGCUACCUCCAGGGCGCCUCGGCCGACAGCGGCAUCGACACCGGCUCGUACGGCGCCUCGCACCACAAUCACCCGCACUCUCAUCACGGCAGCACCACGUCCCUGCUCGCUCCCAGCGGAGGUCGCGAGAGCCGGGAUCGCUCGCCGUGGCACAGCCCCACCGAGGGCGGACGCAGAAUGCUGGAGAGGUCGCCGGCAGCCGCCGAGUCGCCGGUUCCUCCGGUGGAAAGGAGCCUGGAUAGUACCGGACGAACGCCUCCGACUCAUCUCCUUGUUCGAGACAGCAGCACUUUCAGUUUGAGUGAAGGUGGAUCUCACUCAAGGUUGGUCAAAGCAAAAACUUGUUUGGAUGGGCAAAUACUAAACUAUCCACAUUUCAGACAUGGCUCUCCCCGGGAAGAGACCUCCUCGACCACUCCGCCAUCAUCCCAGUCGUCGGCGUCUCCUGGACCAAAGAGCUUUUACCCUCGCCAGGGAGCUCAGUCCAAAUACCUGAUAGGCUGGAGGAAGCCUGGUUCCACCAUCAAUUCCGUUGACUUUGGAGACACACGCAAGAAAUCCCCAGGGGAGAGUGGGAUGGAGGGUAUUCCGACUCCCGCGGCCAGACCUUCUCUGAGGGACAUGCACUCUCCACAGCCCCAUGCCAAGUCUACGAUUGAAGAAGAUGGAAAGAGGCACCCUGCAAAGGAUAGCCCGCUCCCGCCCCGCAGACAUAAGGAAAAGCAUGCCCAGAAAUCGCCACCGAGCCAAGCCCCGAGCCGCCGCCGCUCGCUCCAUCGCACUCUUUCCGACGAGAGCAUCUACCGCGGCCAGCGCCUUCCGCCGCUGACCGACACCGUAAUGGACGCCGCACUCGGCGCCGAUGUUCUUUUCAGUUGCUCCACGCUCCCGCGCUCACCCACUACCCGUGGGGUACCACUUCGAAGGCCCUCCUAUAAACUAGGCGUCAAACUUCACGGUGACCUUUCGGCAUCCGACACGUCGUUGGUGGAUUUGGUGGAGCGUCAUCGUGGCCCUCUGCCUCAGGAGCUGAUGCCCCUCCCGUCGGAGAGAGACAGUCCACUUGACUGGACACACCUUGUGGAUGUGGCCAACACCUUUGACAGUGAAAGAACCACACACUAUGUCCAAAGAAGUUACGUGUUUGGGGAUUCGAACCACAGAAGCAGCGGUGCCUCCAGUCCUCAGCAGAGCCACAUUGAGCUGCAACCUGCUCCCAUGUCCCGCCCUGCAUCAAGUGAGGGCCAUCUAGGACUGGAGAGGAAGGUGACCAAGUUAGAGGCCAUGGUGAAGAUGCUCCAAGAGGACCUGAAGAAGGAGCGUGACGAGAAGGUGCGGCUUCAAGCUCAGAUCAAGAGGCUGUGGGAGGACAACCAGAGGCUUCAGGAAGAGUCUCAGACCUCCGCCGCCAAGCUGAAGAAGUUCACCGAAUGGGUCUUCAACACCAUCGACAUGAACUGACACUCCUCAAGGCACAUGAACGGCAGCCCCCGGUUAAAAAUCUGGUCACUGAUUGGCUGGACACAACAGUCGCUCAUCUCGCUGUGCUCCUUUUUUUUUGACCCAAGAGGGAAACCACGCCCCCCUUUCUGUAGACCUGAGGAACCGCCAGUUAUUAUGAACAAAAGCCAUUUCUUGUCACACUGAAGGUUAGCUGAGAUAUUCAGUGGACCUCCUCCAACGCACAGAGAAUGUAACCAUUCUUGCAUAAUGAGCUGCUUGCCCACCAAACUGUGGGGAAGGUUUUUUUUUAUCCCCUCAACGGAGAAUGAAAAUAUCUGAGGCUGGAUUUUUACCUUUCUCCCUGCACAGCGCCAAUUGUUUUGAAUGCUCCCCAGUUUUUUUUUUUUUUUUUUUAUUGUUUUUUCGACCAGCACUGAAGGAAAACUUUUUUUUUUGUUUUAACGUCAAUGUUAUUUCCUCUGGGAAGGUGAUAACAACAACAACAACAACCCGAUCCGUCCUCGACAGCACAGGCCAGCCUCCCCUCCGACAAUAGGAAUAACGUUAAAAGCCAUCGGCAACGGUGCCACGCCAUAACUUCAAGACUUCUACCCUGGAGCGCUUUGUAUCUUAAAAGCAAUAGGAAGAAGACAGGACAGAAAUCCCUGGAAAGGUUUGAAAAGGAUUCUCAUCAUCACAGAACUGCGAAACAUGAGCCUCCAUCUCCUCUUCACUUUAAAGCGGCGAAUUUCCUCCUGUGAUAAAGAAGACUGGAAUUGUGAUCAUUUUGAAUUUUUGGAGAGGAUGACUAUGAAGGGUUUAUUUAUUUCCGUGUAUUAUAAUUCCAAUGAAUAAGUUGCUCUAUUCGUACAGUACACCUGACAUCAGUGUUUAGUUUGUCAAGAAGAAAAAAAAAAAAAAACUCGGUAACUAUAUAAUUUAAUGGCUUUCUUUCUUAAUCGUGGCUAGAGGCAUUCUGUGUAAUGUUGUUUCGUGGUGCUCGAGCCUGCUGUCGUGUUUCUUUCAGCGCCAUUUAGUGAUGACCAGUGCAACUACUAAUGGUUAUUCGACGUGCUGCCAGUUCGUACACUUUGUAUUUUUCUUCUCGGAAUAUUCAUCGGAAGGGCCGCGGGACAAAAAAAAAAAGAAAAAACUGUGGCACAUCAGAAUUUGACUGACAAUCAAAGGUCGAUGUUUGGAUAAAGGGAGCUGAGCUUGUUCGAUUCACUUGUGUACUUUCCCCUCAGGUGUGUGAACGUGAGGAUGCUCGGGCAAAAAAAAAAAAAAAAAUCUAACUAGAAAAUUGUGGCGUGUGUGAAUGU